Messenger RNA from Trichoderma asperellum CBS 433.97, 7588 nucleotides. RefSeq lists its product as uncharacterized. The record is from RefSeq and is a predicted model, not a curated record. Lineage: Eukaryota; Fungi; Ascomycota; Sordariomycetes; Hypocreales; Hypocreaceae.
AUUUGCCGCGUACAUUUGGAGUUUGUGAGGAGUUGACGGACCUUCGCUAUGGUUUAAUUCUGUUCUUGUGCUGAUACCUUUUUUUCUUCUCUUCUUCCCUCCCCCUUUUUGCCGCUCUUUCGUAGCCCAUUGACUGGGUGUUUGCUUCUUUAAUCGACCGUUUAAUUCAACUACCAUCUGGUGCCGCUGCCAUGGCCGGCUCCAUCAGCGCCCCGGCUCUGGUCGCGACUUUCGUUUUUGGUCUUGUUGUUCUAGCCGCAUCGGCGGCCAUAUUUUUCUUUGUUAAAGCCAAUAGAUCGCCUCUAUUCCGAGACGAAUUGAGGCUGGCCCUCGUGUUUUUCCUGGCGACCUCGACACUCUGGGGAAUCGUCGAAUUCGCCGCGACUCUCGUCCCUCACAAUGCUACCUCAGCUUGCCAGGUCGCCAUUUCAUUCGCUACUGUUUUCGAUCAACUCGCUCGUUUCUCGGUGGAACAGUUUUUGCUAUGGGGGGUCAACGGUGGCAUGAAGGUCUCCAAGCUGUCGCUUGUUUUGCAGGGCGGUCUUUUCCUCAGAUUCAUCAUCGGUGCCAUUUUUGUUGGAGUUCAACGACCUCAGUUCGACCCCGUUUGCGUUGCCACCAACUUGGUCCUCCCCAUCGGCAUCGUUGUCAUGGUGGUUGAUAUCGCGAUGGUUAUGAUUCUGGGGACCAAGGCUUUCCUUGCAAAGACUAGUGAUGCUAUCAGGCCGGAGCUGUCUCGGACGAAUACCUUGGUUCUCGUUGCUGUUGGACUAGGCAUAUGGACUGCCUUGAGCACACCUCUCUUCCUAGGACUCAACACUACGGGCUUGGCUGUCCGAACAAUAUUGCCUGCUAUUGGCCUGUUAAUUUUAAUCGGCAUCGUCGCCCUUACCGCGAAGAGCUUUGUGCCCCCGCCAUCAUCAAGUGGUCUGAAGAUUCAGAAAACAGUAUCCUUCGAGUCUACCGUCGAGCUGCCAACACGCAAUCUUGAAACCCGAGAGUUCCCUUCACAGACUGCAAUGGAGAGAAUCAAUGGUGCUCUGCCUCUUAUUAGCCACCCACCUUUCGGACAAGCUUCUCGAGGCAUCGGUGGGCUUCCUGUCGAGGGCGAGCUGUUCCCCCCCAUGCGAGCUCAGACUGCGCCUGUCAGCGCGUACAGCAAGAAGAAGAUGACGGAUAGGGCUUACAAAGGAGGCAAGAUUGUCAUAUCGAAACCCAUUGUGCAGAUGGAUGCGGAAACCAGCAACUUCGGCAACAUCCCGACGAUCGACCUGGCCACCGCCGCGAUGAAGGAGAAGGAGCGCCGUGAGCUGAUGCCUCAGAAUCCCUUUGUAAAUGUUGAUAUUGGACUUGGCAAAGCCCCGUCUCCCACGGAAAUUACACGCAAGUUGUCUGCAGCGAAGCGAAAGCAGGUUCCCGAAUCUGCAGCCCCGAGUAACAGCCGAAGUCUCCUUACCGUCGACGAGCCCGCGUUUGCCAUGACGUCCGCUGUGCAGCUCUCUCCUGGCCCUGAGUCGGCGCGCAGACGUUCCCCUCGCCAUCAGGCUGACCGUUCCGCGCCAUCACCGCCAAUUAUUUCACCAAAGGACGAGGCACGGACGCCCAAGUCAGCUCCUCUUCAAGGUGUGCCAGCGGCGCCACUACCGCCGCCGCCGCCCCCAGUUCCAUCAUUACAGACAAGGCUCGAGGAGGAUAGAAGCAUAACCGGAGCAGCCGUCUCUCACUUCAGUGUCAGCACCAUCGAUCCCAUGACAGCACGAAUUGCGUCAGCAAUGAUGUUUAGUCCUGAGCGUCCAAAAUCUGCAAAAGCAGCGGCCCCUCGACCUCCGCCGCCUCCUCCAGCACCUCCAGUACCUGUUGACCAGUUUUGGGUGGACCCUCGGACAGCAUCGUUGCCUCGAAGCAAUUCCGUCAAGAACAAUAUCCGACCAUCUCGACAACGUCCCCCAUCACUUCCCACGGAAGAAGAGAAGCCGGAUACGAAGACUCCCCUUCAGCGAAGGGCAACCGUAGGAUUGCCGAACAAUCCAAGAGCCAGAGCAACCAGAGUAUUCGGUGGGGAGCGAGGCACCAUGCACGAGCGACAGAUUAUGUUUAUGAAUACUGAGGAGGAUACUGUCCCCAUCUUGGCCGCCGCGAAAAUGGAAGCGGAGGAAGAGAGCGAGUCUCCAACCCGAAAAUCGAUGAUCCACCGACCAAGGCCGAUUCCACGCAAGUCUACGGCAUCAGCUUCUGAACUCCUGGGAGUCUCCAUCGAUUCUGCCCUGGAUGAUUUUACGCUCCUCCCAACGCCAAACAUGCCUUUGAUCUCUCCCGUGAGUGUGAAAAGCCUAUCGCAGAGUACCUACGGAUCAACUUCACCCGGAUCUCUCACUAAAGUCAAGACUGUUCGAAGAACGUCGUUUGUUCCUGAUAUGCCGGUUGUUCCUGUAGAGUACCAGGGCCAACAGCCGAAAGUCUCUCAGGAUCCCUUUACUGACGAGACGUCUACAAACGUGUGGGCGGUUGUGCCAAACGAAGGAUUAGCUCGAAUGCCCAGUACUGACAAGAAGACACGUGCUCUUUGCGUUUCAAAGUUCAGCGUGGAUACUGCGUUGACUGCUCCAGAACCACAAUCGCCCUACCAGAGCCGGUUGUCAAUUAACACUCAGUCAUCUUCUGAGGAAGCGAUUGGUCGCAACUCGACAGUCGUCUUUUCUUCAGAUGCCAAAGAUACUAGGGUUUCAACGGUGCUCAAUUCCUUUAGUGAGCGUCCCACGCGCCACGAGAGUGUUGACUCUGAGCUAUCUCUGAUGCUGAGGAUGGCGCCGGUGCCGCCAAAAAAUAACCUGGGAGAAAAACGGUCUGUUGCUCAAGAGAAGAGCGAAGCGGAGGAUAUCCCCUUCAUUAUUGAUAUCCCUACGCCUGAAUCGCCAAAAUCACUGGAUAGCGGUGUUCAGUUGACUGUAGACCAAUUGCCAUCAUGGCACCACCGCAUUGGUGAGGAGCCACCUUCAUUUUCAUCUCAGCUGAAGAGCAGGAGGUCGCGCAAGCUCUUGGUGCCAAAGCCCUUGGCCUUGUACAGGCCAGCCAACGUCACCGUCGUAAUCGAAGCCGAGCCAUCACCUGAAGAGCCAGCCCAAGAGGCUCUCGACAAGAUCCACGAGCAACUCAGGCAGCUUGAUCUUGAGAAUGGAGAUUCCCGCGCAACCAUCAGUGAGAAGCAGCGACAGGCUAUCUUGGCCAAUCUGGAAUCUGAAAUGGGUGCGCAAGAGAACCAAUGGCAGACGCUUAGAGUCGACUACUCCCAAGGCUCGCCUUCUACCACUGUCUCCGCGUCAGAGAUCAACUCAUUACGCAGCAGCGUUGACAUUAGCAAGUUUGAGAUCAUGCCCAUCACUAAGCUCAACGCAAGCGCGGGUGAUUUGCUCGUAGCACUCAACCAGCAUGCUGAAAACCGCCUGUCGACUUCUUCCGACCAGCUGUCCAAGGAGGAGACACUCGAAUCUGCAGACGAGAAGCUCGAUCGCCGAUCUCUGUCAGCUUCCGGUAAAAUGAAUCUACUCUCCGUGAACACCCGAACAAUGUCGCAGAUUGGUAGCCCUACUCCUCCAGAUACUGACGAGUCAGGCGCGGAGAGCGACACUGAUAGCAUGGUGGAAGGCCUCGGCACAGCUAAAGAUGGAUCUACGGCGUUGAUGCCAAGAGCCACAAGCUUUUUGGCUUUGGAUGAUGUUUUGAACAGCUCGUCCGAGGAUGUCCAAAGCAAGCCAAAUGCUCCCGUCGUCGAGUUUGAAGACGUCUCAUUGAUGACCCCCAAAGCUCAACCCGCACCUAUUGUUGCACAGCCCGAAGAGCUCAAGGUUGCCAAUGUUUCGACUGCUGAAGCUGAAACCAUCAAGUUUAGUUUAGCAGACUUGGAAGAGCCCUCACCCGUACCCGUACCUGCACCCGCACCAGCACCACGACCACGACAGGUCAUUCGACGACCUCCCCGCCAGAGCAAGCGCAUCUCUACGCUCCCAGACAUUGUAGAGAAUCCUGAGCCGCUUGUCGGUAAAUCAGGAAACCUUGGCAUCUUCCAGUUCCCUUGGGGCGAGAAGUCGGACUCGGCCAGGAUCCCUCCCCGCAUGGUCGGCAUCUCCGGCACCAUGACCAGCGGUCGUGCCCCUAUGAACUUGAUCCAAGAGAAACAGCUCCCCCCUGCCCCUCAGACUUUCCUUGAUGACGAUUUCGAUAAUGGCUUGGACGCUUACGAAAAUGAGGACUAUGACGAUGGCUUUGACGAGGCUACUCUCUGGGAGAUUGCCAGCUUGCUGGAGAGUGACCUGGACGCCUCUCGAGAUGAUCUCUUCAUGGUUGGCGAGGAUGACUGGAGGGAUCAAGCACCUGCUGAGGAUCAGCUGUCUCCUGCUUCAUCCCCAGUUCGAGAUGUUUUCGAGAGUGUAAAGGAAGAAGUAUAUGAUUUCAUCCCUGUUACGCUAGCACCAUCUGAAAGCUCUUCUGACAUUUCUUUACAAGUCUCCACUCUCUGGACAGCCGAUAUGAAGGACUCUCGGAUGGGAUUAGGCUUGCCGCAGCCUAGUGAGAGGGAAUGGCAAUCAUACUUUGCCACAGCUCCUAGACAAGCUCGUACUGUUCGUCGGGUGGUUGAUGAGCCUACUCAGCUCUCUAGUGUUUCUCUGUGGACAGCUGUCGCGACUGUCUCGAUGUACACAUCUGGAGUCUGGCGUGCCCCCGAGGCCAAGACUACUGCUAAGCCUGCCUUGAAGGCCGUCAGCCUGGUGUGGUCGCCGCCGAACCUUACAAAGAUCUCCAACCUGGGCCUGCCUCAGCCAGUUGACAGUCUCUGGACCGCAUAUAUCCCGGAAGCAACCCGCACCGCCCGCAGGACUACCCAGAUGCCACAGCCUGCAGCAAUUGUGUCAAAAUCACUGUGGUCACUCAAGAGAACCGUCAAGCCUAGUGUUUCUACUGGAGUAUGGACUCCUGCGAACAAAAUUGAGGCUGAACAGCUGACUGUCACUGCUACUGCCGCUGCUGCUUCAGUAUGGACGCCGCUCUCUCGCGCUCGUGUUGCGACUGUGGGACUUCCACAGCCGGAGCUCAGCGUAUGGAAGCUGUACAUCUCACCUGUGACGCGCGCUGCUCCUAAGGCGGCACGGAUGCUCCCUCCUGCAAUGAUCGAGACAACAUCCCUGUGGAAGCAGAGCCCGGCUGUCAAGCGCAGCGUUUCGAACGGUGUAUGGAGUCCAAUUGAGAAGAUUGAGACUGAGUUGUUGACAAUCGUCACUACUGUUUCAUUGUGGUCACCUCUUUCUCACGCUCGUGCCACCGUCGGACUGCCGCAACCAGAGCCAAGUGUCUGGAAGUCAUAUAUCCCUGUGGCCGCACGCCCUGCUCCCAAGGUGGCACGGAUGCUUCCUCCUGCAGUUAUUGAGACAAAAUCUCUGUGGAAGGUGAGCUCAGUCAAGCCCAACGUAUCACAAGGUGUAUGGAGUCCAGCUCCUGAGGAGGAGGAGGAGGAGGAGGAGGAGACCACUAGCCUUGAGGUAACUUCUAUUGCUUCCUCGCUAUGGUCGCCAAUUUCUGCUCCUCGCAGUAACCCAUGGAGCCUUCCUCAGCCGGAUGUCCAGGUUUGGAAUGCAUACAUCUCUUCUGAUAGCCGCGUAGCUCGCCGUGCUCCUCGAGCCCAGCAGCAGCAGGAUGCUAUUCAAAGCACUUCCAUGUGGUCAGUUGAGCCUUCAAGAAUUGUUGAGAUGUUCUCUAGUGCAAAUCUGUGGAGUUUGAAGAUGACGACCCUGCUCUGGGCACCGGCUGUGUCUAAGGAUGCUGGCGUCGGUCUCUCUCAACCGGAUGCAAAGGUUUGGAACACUUACAUUGCCAUGCCAAGCCGCUCAAUUCACCGGGCGAUGACUAUGUCUGGGGCCGAAAGCAUCACGAGCACAUCUCUGUGGCAACGUCUCCCAACUGCCGUUCCCUACUCAGGAGGCGUUUGGGCACCAAAGUCCCUGGUUGCAAAGCCAUCACUCCAGUCACCUGCCAAGACCUCUCUGAAGGUGGUGAAGGCCCUGUGGUCUUCAUCGCCUGCGGAGACGCGCUCCAUCGGGCUGCCACAGCCAGACGCCAAGAUCUGGGACAUGUAUCUCCUUCUCCCAGCACGAGACUAUCGCAAAGCAUACUUGCCCAGACCUGGUAUGAUCACCAGCACGUCUUUGUGGGCGCCUGUGCCAAGCGUCGAGGCACCCUCUGGCGGAGUGUGGAAAGCCAAGUCUGUACCACUGGAAGCCGAAUCGCUUCAUGCUAAGCCUGCUUUGACUGUGGUGAACGAUUUACUAUGGUCUUCAUCGCCCGCAAAGGUUGCUUCCUACGGCCUGCCUCAGCCAAAGGCUGAAUUCUGGAGCGCCUAUCUCGUUCCAGUGGGCCGUGUCCAGCGAAUUGCCUAUGUCCCUAAGACUGUUGUUACAAUUACGAGCACAUCCCUAUGGGCCCCUGCCUUGAGUACCGAAUUUCCAUCGAACGGAGUCUGGCAGCCAAAGUCCAAGCCUGUGAACGUUGUGGCAAAGAAGUCUUCUCGUGCUUCUGCCAAGGCCAAGACUGGCUCAUCACUAUGGACUCAAUUUCCCGCCACAAAGCCAUCCGUCGGCUUGCCGCAGCCAGUCUCUGAGAUCUGGAACUCGUACAUCGCGCCCUUGACCAGCGCUACUUCCACCUCCCGCAGAGUUUUCGUUUCGGAGUCUACUGUCAUCGAAAGCCAAGCUCUCUGGUCUGUUCCGUCCAAGACGGAGGCUGCUGCUGGUUACCUCUGGUGCCCGAAACAGACGCCAGCUGAGAAUAAGCGCCCACUCACACAAAAGAUUGUUCGUACUGUGACAAUUUCUAGCUCACCUGUUGUUAUUACUGCUGCUGCUGCUGCUGCUAUGCCCAGCCCUGUAGCUGAAAGCCCUGCCUCUUCCGAGGAGGUACGUACGGCCAAUGUUCGUAAAUCCGUGCCCGUCUUCAUGACGCGUGAGCAGUGGAAUUCCGCAUUCAAGAGGAUCUCCCAAGACGUGAAGAGAGAUGACUCGAGCCUGAACCAAUGGGCUCUCCCGUCAUCAUCAUCAUCAUCACCGAAGAAUGCCACCAGGCUAAACCGUUCCCAGUCAGUCAAGAGCCGACCAAUCUUCGAUCCUUCCGUCAUGGCCCUCAUCUCCGAAUACCCUUCCACCACCACCUCCACUUCUUCAUCGUCGUCAUCGCGCAAGGGCCUCGGGCGAUCUAAGAGCAUCUCGGCGCUGCCGUCCAGCCGCAGAACGCUAAGCCGCAGCGGCAACAGCAGCAGCAAAGCAUCAAUCUCUCUGGCCAGCAUCCCCGUCGUGGAGCCUCAGCCAGCCGCGUUCCUCUGGACUAAGCCCGCUUUGGCGUCCGAGAAAUCCUCUGAUAAGGCUUCCAUGUGGCAGCCCCCCCGCCGCCGCGCUGACGUGCAGCCGCCCUCAUUCAGCAUCCUCCUCCCCGGUCUGCGACGAACCGCUGGCAGGAAGACGGAUAUUACGAUCCCCACUAGUUUCAGGCCCGGACAGGGUUUGUGGAGGGGCGAGCAAAUAAGAUUGUGAGAUUAUGAGAUUUUGGG